CUCUUUAAAAAAUGGCGACCUCCAUAGGAAGACAGAAACUGGGUUCCAUUAUUCUUAACCAUAAGAACUCAAUGCAGUGUUUAUUUUGUCGCACUUUGCUGAGUGAAGCAGACACAAAACUGGAUCGUUUUCUCAGGCAAAGAUUAUUUCGUAUUGAUGUUCUUGGUACAGCAGGAAAAGCAUCUUUAGUAGAAAAAUUGAAUAAAAUUCAAACUCCAGCAGAAGCCAAAGUCGCUACAUAUGACAUUGUAGACUUGAUACAUGUAGCUGAGUCUAAAACAGAUAUACUGUUAAUAGAGAAGCUAACUGAAUUUAUCAGUCAGUCAGAUGUUGUAGAUAUAGAAAAUAUACACUUGGGAGCAUCUGUCUUGAGGCUGUACAGUUAUCUUGGUUUACCUACUGAAGCUUAUGCUCUAUACAAAAACUCUCUGUGUUCAAAGUUUUUUGAUGACAUCACAAGUCAUAAAAUAUUGAUGGAUUUCCUUUUCAAGUCCAAACAGUAUGAGCGAGUGCUUGAUGUGUAUUCUGGCCUGAAAUCUUUUAAUAUAGACUGUGUCACUCUAGCAAUGGCCUCUUAUUAUCAUAUUAAUUCUACAGAGAGCCAUGCUGCCUGUUAUAAACUGGCCCAUAACCUGAUGCAAGAACAUAAUUUGCCUCGGAGAGCUUUGUUGUAUGCUGCUAUGCUAGCAAUAAACCAAAACAAGCCUAAAGAUGCUUUAAAAAUAUUAGAGCGCUGUAAAGAAUAUAUAGUUAUUUUAAACAUGAAAUUGAUUUGUUAUGCCAAGUUGAAAAAUUUUACUGCUCUUUUGAAUACUCUGGAAUAUAUAAAUAAAAAAUCAGAUGAUGUGACUCAACCUUUAAGCAUGAGACUUUAUGUUGAUACAAUGAAUGAGAUGCAGGCAGCUUUCACGGAAAACAGUACACAGGAGGAGUUGAAGACUUUCUCUAAACUUCUUGAAGACUUGAAACCUAAAGGUGUUUUCAGCAAACAAAGCGUUACCAUUUUUCUUGAUAGAACUAUCCCAGGAGAUGUUGGGUACGCAAAAGAAAGUGGCAAACUUAAAGUAGUUAGAAAUUUAAUUAAUUACUAAAAUCUACUUUGUACAUAAAAAUCAUUGAAUUGUAAAUUUAGUGAAAAAAUACUGAUAGUACUUGAAAGAGAUUUGAUUUCCUCAAUAACUUAAAAUGAGUUGAGACUUAAAAUAAAUAUGUAACAUAUUAAAGUUUGUAAUAUUAAAUUAGUUUUCAGAAGGUAGACCUAGCUAGUACACAAUUUAAAUGUAAAUAAUAUUUUCCUGAUUAACCACAGCCAGUGCUUACUUAUGAAUGUCUAAUCUAGAAUUGUAUUGUAAUGUUCAGGUACAACUUGACCUUUUAAAUUUUCAUAAAAAGUAAUUUUUUUAGUUUUAUAAUUUUCUGGCAAGCAUUAAAAAACUUUAUAAAUUCUAAGUCUUUCCUUGUUAAAAAUGAAUAAAAAAAACUUAAAUUCAUUUUAUAUUUAAUGGUAAAAAUAAUUCAAUUUUAAUUAUUAAGGAACAUUAUAGUACCAAUUUUCCAUCACCUUGUUUUAGCCUUUUUUGCACAAAUAAUUUACAGUACAGUCUUGUAUUUUGUGACGUUAAAAAUAUGCUAAUAUGUGCUACCUUCUUUCUUCCUGACUUUUUCACUUGCUCAUUUGUUGUUAACUAAUAAUUGCAGUUAAUCAGAUAAUGGAACCACAGCAUUUCUGUUAAGAAAAAUGCAUAACAAAAA
Messenger RNA from Physella acuta, 1752 nucleotides. Its product is annotated as pentatricopeptide repeat-containing protein 2, mitochondrial. Gene Ontology annotation, cellular component: mitochondrion. Lineage: Eukaryota; Metazoa; Mollusca; Gastropoda; Physidae. Gene Ontology annotation, molecular function: RNA binding. Gene Ontology annotation, biological process: mitochondrion organization; regulation of mRNA processing; multicellular organism development. The record is from RefSeq and is a predicted model, not a curated record.